This is a messenger RNA of Sander lucioperca (pikeperch), 1002 nucleotides long. RefSeq names its product butyrophilin-like protein 1. The transcript has 3 exons. Bases 50 to 682 code for a protein of 210 amino acids. Gene Ontology annotation, cellular component: external side of plasma membrane. The record is from RefSeq and is a predicted model, not a curated record. Gene Ontology annotation, biological process: cellular response to lipopolysaccharide; cell surface receptor signaling pathway; positive regulation of T cell proliferation. Lineage: Eukaryota; Metazoa; Chordata; Actinopteri; Perciformes; Percidae.
UUCAGCGUUGAGUAAAAACAGAUCAAGUGUAGGAGAUAAACAGCGACACAUGGAAAGACAACUGCAAAACGACAUUCGUAAGGCUCUCAUGGCUCCAUUCAUCAUCCUGUUGUUCCUUCUGUCUGAAGCAGCUUCUGACCCACAUGUGCUAACAGUGUACCCUGGAGAUGAUGUCACUCUGAAAUGUGAGGCUGCUGAUGUCCCUAUCAGUGUUGUAGAGUGGAGCAGACCCGACCUGGUACCAGAGUUCAUCCUCUUAAACAUCGAUGGACACCCGCAAACAAGGCAACAGAACCCAUCCUAUAAGGACAGGGUGGACCUGGUGGACAGAGAUCUGAAGGACGGAGACGUGUCUUUAACUCUCAAGAAUGUGAACCGCUACGACAGUGGAAUAUACGAGUGUCGAGCUGCAUCACUUGGUUUAAGACGUAAAAAGAGAGCCUUCCUUGACUCUGAGCCAAUCAGAACCAUCCAACUGCAGGUAACAGACUCAGGACAUCCCAUGGAUGAAAACACAAUGAAUGAUGUAUAUGUGGAUGGAAACUUCCCUCGUGGUUACGUUGACCGCCCGCUGCUCAUGAAUCGGGAGACGAUCAGUUCAUCUGACAAGUCUCAGAGCUCUUUACACCUGACUGUUUUCACAUGUGUCGUAUUAACAACUCUUUUCUUUCUGGGGGUGUGAGGACAUGUGUAAAUCUGCUGUUUGAUCUGUGCAAAAAACAUCUUCAAAUCAGGUGUAAAGAUGUCUUCAAACUGUUAUAUGUUUUUGUGUCAGGUUAAUUGCACAUUUUAUAUCAUGUUCAUUUUGUAUUUCUGUUUUCUGUUUGAUCAUUUAAAGGGUUCAUGGCCUCUGCUAAGAUUGGUAUUUUUCCAGCUAAUGAUAUAAACUGAGCAGGUGAUUAAACUAUUUUAACAAACUAAAAAUUAAUGUUUUGUAAAAAAAAGCAUCUAAUCAAUGUAAAGCAUCAAUGUGAAGAGAACUCGGAGGACGAGUCCGUUAAU